Penicillium cosmopolitanum is the source of this 906-nucleotide messenger RNA. RefSeq lists its product as uncharacterized. The coding region runs from base 1 to 906 and encodes 301 amino acids. Lineage: Eukaryota; Fungi; Ascomycota; Eurotiomycetes; Eurotiales; Aspergillaceae. The record is from RefSeq and is a predicted model, not a curated record. The transcript has 4 exons.
AUGACCUCUGCCAACUAUUCCAACCCGGACUCCCUGGGUGAGCUGUCCAUGCUGAUGGAGCGCACUCUACUGGAUACGGGACGACUCUUCAGGAAAAAUGGUUCAAUCCCAUCAAGCACACAUCUGCAACGAUCCAUCCCCUCCUACUAUGAGAGCUUUCAGUCGGCCCUGGAUAAUCUCUCAGAGCAAAUUUUUAUCGCCAAGGCCUUCUUGGAAAAAGACUAUGAAGCUAUCAAGGCCCGGGAGACCGCGCCCCAGCUUACGGAGGAUGUGGCAAUGAACGAUGCGGAUCUGAAUAUUCCACCACAGGUGCAACCACCACCACCAUCACAACCUAUCGCAAAAUCCCCAAGUCCUGAAAAAGUGGACCUGAAAGAGGAAGAACCGACAGUGACAGAGCCGCAAGUAGCCCCCACCGCCACCAUCCCGGAGCCUCCGCCGAAGGAGGAAGUAACGGUGAAGGUGGAAAAUGAACAGGGUGCUAGCGCGCCGACCGAUCAAGGAUUGGCAGAGACCCAGGAGAUCAAUUUCGAUUCCGUUCUCAAUGAUACUGGAGGCGCCAACACCUUCGACCUCAAUCUUGACUUUGGAAACGAUGACACGGGCAAUCAAGCCUUCCUUUCUGGAACGACCUUUGGCAAUGCUGAAAAGCCCAACGUUUCAAUGCCGGCGGAGAAUCCGAUGGAGAAUACAACCCCCCACGCCCGCUGGCGGGGGACGGAUGGAGACACCAAUCUAUUCCCCGAGCAAGGCGCCGGUACCGACGAUAUCAUGGGUCCUGGGGAAUCCAGCUUCGACGACUUGUUCAUGGAAACGGAGAAUUUUGGAGAGGGUGGAGACUUAAACCAAUUGGAAGGGGAUAGUUUGAUGAACAUUAGCGAGCUGGACGACAACUGGUUCUCUUGA